CGGGAUACGAACAUGGUUGUCCAGUACCUCGCAGAUGUGCUAACUUGGUCGAUUUGAAGUUCCCUCUGCCUUUUUACCGACAUGUUCGGCAGCCUGUUUGAAGACGAAGACGCGGGAGGUUUGGCAGAAUCCCCGGGACCCCCGGGAGCCCGAAAAUGUGGUCCCAAGCCGCCCCCAUCACCCAGGGGAGUGACGGGACUGUGUGGUAUCCGGAACCAAGGGGCGACCUGCUACCUGAACUCCCUGUUGCAGACUUUGUUGUUUACUCCGGAAUUCCGAGAAUCGCUGUUCCAGCUGGGUCCAGAGGAGCUCGGUAGUCUUGCAGACAAGGACAAACCAGGGGCAAAGGUGAGAGUCAUACCCAUCCAGCUACAGAGACUGUUUGCCAAGCUGCUAUUGGUCGAUCAGGAGGCCUACAGCACCACUGAACUCACCGACAGUUUCGGAUGGACUAAUAGUGAGGAGCUCCAACAACAUGAUGUGCAGGAGUUAAACCGUAUCCUGUUCAGUGCUAUAGAGAGCUCCCUUGUUGGGACAUCAGGGCAAGAACUUAUCGCUAACCUGUACCACGGCACAUUAGUCAACCAGAUCAUCUGUGGUGUGUGUGGAAGGAUCAGCAAACGUGAGGAAGACUUCCAGGACCUGACUGUUGCUGUAGCAAGCUACCCCUCACUACAGCAUGUCCUGACCGACCAGUAUGUGGAAAUGGAGAAACUUGAAGGCAAAAAUCAGUACAGAUGUGAGCAGUGCAACAAGCUCGUUAAUGCAAGAAAGGGUGCCAGACUGAAGAAGCUGCCCCCAGUCCUGUCCUUCUCCCUCCUCAGGUUCAGCUAUGACUAUGUCAAGUGGGAGAGGUACAAGGAGACCGGCAAGUUCACUUUCCCGAAGGAACUCGACAUGGCUGCCUUCUGUCAAGACGCAGACCAAGAGACAGACACAGUGUAUGAGCUGUUUUCAGUGGUCAUCCACAAGGGCAGUGCCCAUGGAGGUCACUACCACGCCUACAUCCGAGACGUGGAUGGACUGGGGGUCUGGAUCCCUCCAGAGGAGCAGGCAGUUGCCAUUCCUACUGAUCCUACUACAGGGAAGGUAGACUACAUCGAGGUCAGUAACCCCACCCAGCUGCUGAAGGCCAUACUGCAGCAGGAGGGGGAGGGGGGCACCACCGUGGACAAGCUCAGUCAGGCACUUAUGGCACAAACCGGAGUGUCGUGGAACAAGCGCUUCAAAAAACAGUAUGGACCGAUCACAAGGUUCCUCAAGAAAUAUGACGACAUCUUCGAGCUCAACCCUGUUGUGAACUGGGUGUCGCUCAAGGAGCCGACCAUCCCUGCAAAUGGACCCGACACAGCAGCGACAAACACAGUACCAAACAGCUCUGCAAGUGGAGACAGUUGUGAGAAGGAAGAGACAUCAUUAACACAGGAAUGUAGCUGUCAGGCAACAGAAGGAAAGUGCAAUUGUGGAGAAAGUGUGGAGACUAGAACAGCUGCAGUGAAGAAUGCAACACAGAAUGAUGCAAUAAGACCUGGUCCCUCAGAAGUAUCAAACUUUUGGUUUGACUUUAACGACUCUCGUGUGCGCCCCAUCCCGGAGCCUGGUCCCUCGGAUGUGUCAAACUUUUGGUUUGACUUCAACGACUCUCGUGUGCGUCCCAUCCCGGAGUCGGAGAUAGACACCCAGCCUGGUCCCUCGGAUGUGUCAAACUUCUGGUUUGACUUUAACGACUCUCGCGUGCGCCCCAUCCCGGAGUCGGAGAUAGACACCCAACCUGGUCCCUCGGAUGUGUCAAACUUCUGGUUUGACUUUAACGACUCUCGUGUGCGCCCAAUCUCGGAGUCGGAGAUAGACACCCAGUACCAGGGGAAGGAGAGUGCCUACAUGCUGUUUUACAGGAGAAAGUCACUCACAAGACCACAGGAAGCCAAAGGUCUUCCCACCUAUGGCAUGCAGGCCUGGCAGUUGGCAGAAGUCAUUGAAGAAAAUUCCAGGCUCCAAAAAGAAAGGGAGGAGUAUGAGAUGAUCAUUAACACCAUCAGUAUAGACGUCCUGGUGUCCCACGAGUACAUGUACCAGGGUGGAGCCCUGCAGACCCUCCCCGGUUGCCAUAGCAACGUCAUGAGACUGACGCUCGACAGGAGGAAAAGCUUGGGAGAGCUUAAGGUGUCUAUUCAAGAGAUGUUAGGAAGUCUGUGGGCCGGACCUAUGUGCCUUCACAUCGCCAAACAGCUGCCUGCAGGUCUGCACCUGUACGACUGUGUGUCAGACGAUGAUAGCAGAAGAGUCCAGGAUGCUGGUAUAGCCGAGGGAACCCAACUGUUUGUAUGGGAUGGACAUCAGGUUGGAGGCCUGCCUGUUCCCUCAGGAGAGCGCUGGGAACCGGUAGCCAUCAGCGUCAUCCACGGCGGCGGCGGCGGUUGCCAUAGCAACACGAGCCGGGGUUUCCCGAAGUGCUCGGCUCUGGGAGAGGUGCGAGUGCUGGUGUCGGAGCUGACCAACAUUCCUGUCCAGUCGCUGGUGCUCACCAAACUGGCAGACAGCAGCAGGGAUGCAGGUGAAAACCCUUCAUCAGUCUUGCUGCACAAUUCUCAGGACGGUUCCAGUUUACGAGUGUUGGGUUUCCAGGAUGGAGACAGACUGUUAGCCGAGAGCAAGACAAGCAGAAGAAAGAGAGGAGGCAGCCCAGAAGUGAAGUCAGUGGGACAGAGUGAAGUUUCCCAGGUCACCCUGUCUAUAAAGGAGCACUGUAGUGGGAACAACAUGUCUGCAAACAUCACCAUAGAUACACAGGAGACUAUAGGAACAGUCAAGAUGCUUGCUCUGUCACAGUUUGAGCUGAACGAUCUUCAACUUGAAGGAGGCAGCCAUCUACGCGUAGUCAACACCCAGGGUACGGGGCCUCCAUUGUACGAAGACCAGACAGUAGAGAGUGUGAGUUUGAGAACAGAUGCACGUUUGAGACUCCAGCUUGGCAUGGCACCAGCUCACGAAACUGAAAGAGUUUUCUAUCUAUCUACAAUGUAUAAGUACAAAAUGUACAUGUACAAUUGUACAUUGAAAGUAGAGUACACAAACAGAAAGGUGCCUUAUUGCAUUAAACAUUUGGUUAUAGGUAUGCCCAUACCAUAUCCAGUUAAACCUAACUUGUACGAAGACCAGACAGUAGAGAGUGUGAGUCUGAGAACAGACGCACGUUUGAGACUCCAGCCUGGCAAAGCACCAGCUCCUCACCAAAUGGUGCUAUAUGUGAGCAUGCUCCCAUCUGUGGACGAUGUGGCUGAUUUCGAGGUGCUCACCGACAAGAAGGCGACGGUGGGCGACUGUCUGCGUCAGACGUGCGCCCGGGCGGGCAUCCCUCCCGAGAAGUGGCACCUCCGACGGACCAACUGGUGCGGAGAGGCGGAGGACCCCCUGAACGACCUUGAGAUCACUCUGGAAGCAGCGACCUUGCACCACGGUGACCUUGUGGUGUUACAGGAAGGCAGGAUCCCUCCCAAGGGGUUUGUCUGCGUGCCCGUCUACCUGUACCCCUCUCCGGAGCAAGGCAUGCUGGGAGGAGGGGACAGCGGCAUGCUGGGAUGGAUCACUGCUGGGGUCAACAGCCUACUGCACAGUAAACCUGAGGACAGAGGGGAGGGGGGGAAUGGAGUACUGUUUCUUGGUGACCUUGAAAUUUCUAGGGAAGCCACACUGCUGGACCUGAAGACCCAACUCCUGACCCUCCCCCACAUGAAGGACGCCCCCAUCCCCACCCCGGGGUUCCUCAGGGUCAGGACAGUGGAGGGGGGAGGCCCGGCGAGGGUGCUCAGAGGAGGCAACCAGACUCUCAAAUAUCUUAAAAUCAACAGCGCCACCCAGCUGUGUGUGCAGGUACUGCACCAGGAGGAGGAUCUCAGCCAAAGUGUCCUUGUGCUAAACUUACGAAGGAGGAUACCAAACACCCGCGAGUACACCCCUGAAGAGGAACUGCUGUGGGAGACCUGCAAGGGGGCCACGCCUUCCGUUCUCAAACAAGCCAUCGCCGAUCGUUUUGUUCUUCCGGUGGAGAGAGUUGCCGUCGCCAAACACCUUCCUGAGAAGUUCCAGUGGCUAGCGGUCCAAGUCCCGAAGAAUUCUGGAAAACCCAAAGGGAAGAAGAAAGGGGGAGGAGGAGGGGGUAAGGGCGGAGGGGGUGGUGGGGCAAACCUGAAGAAACCCCCCUAUAUGCUAAAGGAUGGAGAUACGAUAGGAGUCAAGGAUCUCCAGUUCGAUCCGCACGACAAGGACGACUUUUCAACGCCCGAAGACGACGCUGGAAGGGAGGCGCUACGCAGAGCGGAAGAAGAGAAGAAGCAGAAACGACAGCAGAGUAAAAACAGCAGCAAAGAUGGAAGGAAGGAGAGAAGACCAGAAGUGGGGAUCACCAUACAUGUGGACGACUUCAGAUGA
This is a messenger RNA of Branchiostoma floridae (Florida lancelet), 4428 nucleotides long. Its product is annotated as ubiquitin carboxyl-terminal hydrolase 40-like. Lineage: Eukaryota; Metazoa; Chordata; Leptocardii; Amphioxiformes; Branchiostomatidae. The record is from RefSeq and is a predicted model, not a curated record. Gene Ontology annotation, molecular function: cysteine-type deubiquitinase activity; cysteine-type endopeptidase activity. The coding region runs from base 82 to 4428 and encodes 1448 amino acids. Gene Ontology annotation, biological process: protein deubiquitination. The transcript is spliced from 35 exons. Gene Ontology annotation, cellular component: cytosol; nucleus.